This is a messenger RNA of Copidosoma floridanum, 2196 nucleotides long. Its product is annotated as tetratricopeptide repeat protein 39C. Gene Ontology annotation, biological process: cilium assembly. The record is from RefSeq and is a predicted model, not a curated record. NCBI's taxonomy places the organism in Eukaryota, Metazoa, Arthropoda, Insecta, Hymenoptera, Encyrtidae.
CAAGAGUAUUUCGUGCACGAGUCGAAUGCCGGAAGAAAUGAGACCAUUCGAUGCUAGUUUCGCGUCUCAAUAACCAAGUUUUAAUGAGAUAUCUUGAAUUCGUACAAACUUUCCAUCGCAUCAGCUCCCCCACACCUCAGAAAUGAUGAGAAAAACUGAUUUUUCUUUAACAUGCUUUCCCUUUUCACUUAAUUAAUCCGUGGCUCACACAAACAACGCUUGUGCAACAAAAAGAAAUCGAGAGAAGGGAAAUGGCUUCAUCAAAACCGGAAGCUGACUGGUCUGUAGCAAGGAAAGGAAUUUCACUGCUGUUGAACAAUAAAACUGAGGAAGCCGAGACCCUAUUCACCCAGCAUCCACGCAGCUUCCAUAUCAAGGCCGGCCAGGGCUUUGUUUUGUUCAUGAACGCGCUCAUGACUUUUGAAGAUGACAAGCUGCAGCAAGCGGUGCAACUCCUGCGGGAUAUGGAAAGGGAAUGUACAGACGAUAUAGGCUGGAUCAAGUCUAUGAAGACUAGGGUCUUCGGAGAUGAUACUUCUAAUAGUGAGUACGUGAAAAAAUUGGAGCGUCAAGUGGUGCUGGCGGACUCGCAGGUAUGCGCGGCGUUGCUAACGCUCUUGCAACAAGAAAUCACAGGCUACGUAAGGGGUGGCUGGAUGCUCAGAAAAGCCUGGAGGGUCUACCAGCACACCUACAAUCAGAUACUGCAACUUUACAGACGCACCUUCGGUAGCGCGCCCUCUGGUUUCACAUCGAUUUGCAGUACACCAAGUGGCAACGGUAAUGGGCCGACUUCUCUACUCCAAAGUCCAACGAGUCCAACGAGCCCAACCUCCAGCUGGUCAAUACCCUCGUGGAACGGCUCUUCGGUCGGUUCGGCCCCCUUGCCUUCAACAUCGUCCUCCUCACCGUCAGGUCUGCGCAGCUCUCUAUCAAUGCUCUUCUCGCUCGCCGGAAUCACGACCGAGCAGCAGACACCUUUUGUUGAACCAUCCGAGGUGAGAAGACUCAUGUCAGCCAUAAGUUUUGGGUACGGAAUUUUUCAGCUGUGCGUCAGUUUAUUGCCACCCUCGUUGUUAAAAGUCAUACACUUUUUCGGCUUCGAAGGUGACAGGCAAGCCGGCCUUACGGCCCUCAUGUACUCGAGGCUCAGCGAGGAUAUGCGCGCACCUCUCGCCACAUUAACGCUUCUCUGGUAUAACACGAUCGUACGUCCAUUUUUCGCCCUCGAUGGCUCGAAUGUGAAAGCUGGCGUGGAAGCGGCUAAGGAACUGAUUCGGGAAAGCAAGCCAGAAUUUGAAUACUCAGCGUUGUUUUUAUUUUUCACGGGUAGAAUCGAAAGGUUACAGUCUAAUAUAAACGGAGCCCUGAACGCCUACCAGAGAGCUGUCGACCUGUCAGCCCAGCGUGAAGUAAAGCUGCUUUGUUUGCACGAAGUUGCCUGGUGCCAUUUAAUUCGACUUGAUUACGAAGACGCCCAUAUUUCACUCGCCCAGUUACAGGAAGAGUCUCGUUGGUCCAAGAGCUUUUACGCGUAUCUUGCCGCUGUUUGUUCAGGUGCCAAAGGAGACCUUGAAAAUUUGCUGCUGAUCUAUAGGAAACUCGUGCUCUGCGUCGCAGGAGUGGCUCGAGAGACGCAACUUGGCCUUUUUAUCUCGAGACGAACCCCAAAACUGAUAGACCAGGACGUCGGACGAGCCUACCCAAUUUCGUAUUAUAAGCUGCUGGUUUACGAGCUGCUCUAUUUGUGGAACGCUUUACCCUCAUGUUGCAUUGAUGCGUUACGCAGUAUUUUGAUGGAGUGCAAAAAUAGUCAUACUGAGGAACCAAUGGACGGCUUAUCAGAUUUGAUCGAAGGUUCCGCUUAUGCCUAUCUUGGAGACCGAGAAGCGGCCACGAGGAGCUAUCGUAACUGCUUGAGGCGUCGACUACCUGCAAAAGAUUCCAUAGACCAGCAUAUCAGUGCUUUCGCACUGUACGAGCUCGGCAGUAUCCUUUGCAUGGAAAGCAGUACCGUGGAAGAAGGCAGAUGCAUUCUUCACAGAAUUCAUACAGAGUACAAAGAUUAUGACUUCGAGAGUCGCCUAAAUGUCCGAAUCCACGCUGCGUUGAAAAAAGUAUCGUAAACCAACAGACCAGAGUGUAACUACAGUGUGAACAAUGUUUUUUCAGCGCAUUAUAAAAUACGUAAUUAUA